Molecule: messenger RNA, 2876 nt
Organism: Truncatella angustata
Lineage: Eukaryota; Fungi; Ascomycota; Sordariomycetes; Amphisphaeriales; Sporocadaceae
Exons: 1
Coding region: 91-2508 (805 amino acids)
Molecular function (GO): protein binding
Source: RefSeq, a predicted model, not a curated record
GCACCAUUGUAAAUCGCGACCAAAGCCAAUAUCGGCCACUUUUACUUAGAGGCCUCUAAACUUCCUCAAGAAAUGCUUUAUUCAUAGCUCAUGUCCCUGGGAGUCAAAACUGUAUGGAGAGCUCAUGCCUGUGCCUCAGCCGCCAGUGGGCUCUCCCUGAGUCCCAGGGAUCUUCCUCGAAUUCUCCCCCUCAACCCAAGAACCCGGCAAAUGCGAUGGGAAUCAACUCAAGCCACUAAGUCGACUCGGUCGAACAGUCCAGUCGAGACGAGCGAAACGACCAAGGCUGACGAGCUUAUCGAGCCGCCCAGUAUCGUUCGCAAAGUUCCCCCCAAGCCAGUCGAACUGCCUGCAAUACCCGAGGAACCAAGCGACGUCACGGUCAUCAAUGCCUCGCCUUCUGCAGUACGGCGCUCGGUCUUGCGGAGCGUCGUGAAGCAAAGGGCAAGCACCGAUAGCAUGAACCCCGUACUUGUUAAGCCGGUGCAGUGGUAUCCCAGCAAGCAUGAGGUUGUGAGGAGUGUUCGAAAGAGUUAUCGCAGCAAAGCGAUACAGGAUCUCUGGGCAUAUGCACGGGAGAGAGAAGAAAAGCUUGGUGUCGAUUGGCGAAGCGUCGUGAGCUUUUUGUCGAAGGUCACUCCCAAGUUUGGGUCUAUUUUCGAUUUCAAGGUCACAGUUGGUAAAGGAGCUGCGCACGAGGUACGGAAACUAUUGCCACGAGGACCUACUGCCGAACCUGGACAGUUGCAACAAAGCACACGAGCUCUCGUCCGUGUCGAUCAUGUGGACAACUCUGAAGGAACCCUGCAUUUGACCUUGACCGGCUCGGCACAUUCCGUUCGUAUGGCUUUGCUAGACUUACUCAAGACGUCAGGUCAUAUCAUGGCUGUCAGAGUUUUGGACAGUGACUCCCAAGGCAUGCUUCGCGACCUAUGGCAGCAGCAGCGGAAUGAUCUAAAUUCUGUGAAACUGUUGCCACUGGGGGAGACCAGUUCCGGGGAUUUUCCUAUUAAACACACGGCUACGAAGGAGACACAAUCUGACGAUCGUGUUCUUACCCUGACAAGAGAACAAACACCCUCGGUCUUUCAACUCCAAAAUCGAAGGCAAUAUAGAUUGACUCGAAGGGCCGACCAAAUCCCUAGACCUACUAUUUGGACACGGGCUUCGGUCGAGGCCUACAUAGCACUUCUCGUGUACGGGGUGGUACCAUCCGACUUGAAGGCCUCGUUGUAUAAGGAUCAUUCCGACCAUCAGCAUAUCGUUGUGUCAUCGCUAAUGGACAUCUUCAAUGAUGAACAAGCUCGAAAAUCUCUGACUCCGAACGGUUUGGCCAUGGCAUUGGCAUACAUCCAGGACAGGAAGCUCGCUUUCAGACCAGCCGCGCGAGCCAUCUUCAACCAAGCUGAAAUCCACAACUUGCCCUUGGAUACGAGAAUUUGUAACCUUUUCCUGAGAGGCUCUGCAAUAUCAGGGGAUCUGGAUGGCUUUGAUGCCAUGUUGAAAAUGAUGGCGAGGAAGAAUCUCCAUGCUGAUAGCGAAUCAUGGAUCUCAUUGUUAACGCUUGUGGAAGAGAUCGAUGCAAAACGUUACAUACUAGGCAAGAUGCGCAAGAAAGGACUAGAUCGAAUCCAGUCAGCAGUUGUCAAGGCAGGUCGACAUAUGGCCCCUUUCGAACUUGAGAAUUUCAUCAAGCAAACACGACCGAUGAAGGAAUUUGUCGAACACCAAGACGACCUUCAUGGGAUGAUGUGGCUUAACCAGCCUACGCUGAACAGGCUCGUGGAUAUGCUGGGUAGACAUGGCAAGCACGGCAUGAUUGACGAGCUGCUAAAUCUGGUUCACGACUCCCGACGUACAGUGCCCAAUGCCAUCACCUUGAAUGCCAUCAUCACCCACAACAGAAGCACUCGGCAAAUUUUGGAGACAAUCCGGAUGUUUCAGACUAGAUGGCCUGCAGCAACUAUUUUCGACGAAGAUACCUACGAUAUGCUCUUUCGAAUUGCGUGGAAGACCAGGAGCCCUAACAUGAUUAGUGUGAUUUGGCAUUACGCCAGCUUCGAUAGACAGGCCAGCUCCAAGAUGAAACAUGAUAUACACAAAUUUCUGAGGCAAGACAAAGAUCUGGGUCGCAUGUCGAUGCUCAAGAUGUGGGAAGGCCCGAUCGUUGGGGAAGCUGCGCUCACUCUACUGCGCUCGCAGCACACAAAUACUCUGGGGGCAACUAUCGCCAGAUGGCAUGGAGCCAAAGCUCAUCUCUUCAAGCCGACUCAUUCUUUCGGUGCUAAGCUUGUCGAGGCAUACGAGACAGACCGAAAGCUACACGCGAAGAUCAAGGAAGGCGACCCGAUGACAGCGUCUAUGAGGGAGCAGCUGAUGGUAGAUAUCCCACUGAGGCGUCGGGAGUAUAGACGGCUAUCGCUGGUGGCCCCGGCGACGAAAAGGACGCCAGAACCAAGUGGUGGUUCCUCUAGAGAAAACAAAGAAAGUAAAUUGUAUCUCGUAUAGACGGCACGCCCUCGGUUAUGAAGGGCUCGUCUUUUGUAAACUAAGGAUUGCAUUACAUAAAGGCAUUGGAGGUUGCAUUGGCAUAAAUAUUUUUAAGGCACUGGCGUUUGUGUAGAUGUAACAUAGCCGACAAACAUAUACCCAUGUCAUUUAUUAAAUUGAACUACUUUCCCGUGAGGCGUCAAAUGUUUCCAUGCUCAGCUCGAAAAACGGUCGCAGAAUUGCUCAAGGCCAUGCUGAGUGCUGCUUGGAGUCUCGACGCUAUGUUAUCAAGCGCGCGGCAAUCUGAUAAGCUUAUCGUCGAUAGAUACCGUCUGCCCCACUAUAAACUUUCUGUCAACCUUCAACACCAAAAACUCCAACUCGUA